GCUGGUGAGAGAGGAGGAGCGUGAGGUCGGUUCACGUCGCGCUCCCAGGGGGCUGUGCGUGACCCUCGCAUCCGCCUGGAUCUUCUGACCAAGCGCGUGAACGUCUCCCCGUAGACUGCUAUGGCGCUUCACGUUCCCAAGGCCCCGGGCUUUGCCCAGAUGCUUAAGGAGGGAGCGAAGCAUUUUUCAGGAUUAGAAGAGGCUGUGUACAAGAACAUACAGGCUUGCAAGGAGCUUGCCCAAACGACCCGGACAGCAUAUGGACCAAAUGGAAUGAACAAAAUGGUUAUCAACCACCUGGAGAAGUUGUUUGUGACAAAUGAUGCAGCUACUAUUUUAAGAGAGCUAGAAGUACAGCAUCCUGCUGCAAAAAUGAUUGUAAUGGCCUCUCACAUGCAAGAGCAAGAAGUUGGAGACGGCACAAACUUUGUUCUGGUAUUUGCGGGAGCCCUUCUGGAAUUAGCUGAAGAGCUUUUGAGAAUUGGCCUGUCAGUUUCAGAGGUUAUACAGGGUUAUGAAACAGCCUGCAGAAAAGCCCAUGAGAUUCUUCCUGAUUUGGUAUGUUGUUCUGCAAAAAAUCUUCGAGAUGUUGAGGAAGUGUCAUCUCUACUUUGUACCUCCAUUAUGAGUAAACAGUAUGGUAAUGAAGUGUUUCUGGCCAAACUUAUUGCUCAGGCGUGUGUAUCUAUUUUUCCUGAAUCUGGCCAUUUCAAUGUUGAUAACAUCAGAGUUUGUAAGAUUCUGGGCUCUGGUAUCUAUUCCUCUUCAGUAUUUCAUGGCAUAGUUUUUAAGAAAGAAACCGAAGGUGAUGUAACAUCUGUCAAAGGUGCAAAAAUCGCAGUGUACUCUUGUCCUUUUGAUGGCAUGAUAACAGAAACUAAGGGAACAGUAUUGAUAAAGACUGCUGAAGAAUUGAUGAAUUUUAGUAAGGGAGAAGAAAAUCUCAUGGAUAUACAAGUCAAAGCUAUAGCUGGUACUGGUGCAAAUGUCAUAGUAACAGGUGGCAGAGUGGCGGACAUGGCUCUUCAUUAUGCAAACAAGUACAAUAUCAUGUUGGUGAGGCUGAACUCAAAAUGGGAUCUCAGAAGGCUAUGUAAAACAGUUGGUGCUACAGCGCUUCCUAGAUUGACUGCUCCUGUCCCUGAGGAAAUGGGACGUUGUGACAGAGUUUACCUCUCAGAAGUUGGAGACACACAGGUGGUAGUUUUUAAGCAUGAAAAGGAAGACGGUGCCAUUUCUACCAUAGUGCUUCGUGGCUCUACAGACAAUCUGAUGGAUGAUAUAGAAAGGGCUGUAGAUGAUGGUGUUAAUACUUUCAAAGUUCUCACAAGGGAUAAACGUCUUGUACCUGGAGGUGGAGCAACAGAAAUUGAGUUAGCCAAGCGGAUCACAUCAUAUGGAGAGACAUGUCCUGGACUUGAACAAUAUGCCAUUAAGAAGUUUGCUGAGGCAUUUGAAGCUAUUCCCCGGGCACUGGCAGAGAAUUCUGGAGUUAAGGCCAAUGAAGUAAUCUCUAAACUUUAUGCUGUACAUCAAGAAGGAAAUAAAAAUGUUGGAUUAGAUAUUGAGGCUGAAGUUCCUGCUGUAAAGGACAUGUUGGAAGCUGGUAUUCUAGACACUUACCUGGGAAAAUACUGGGCUAUCAAACUGGCUACUAAUGCUGCUGUCACUGUACUUAGAGUGGAUCAGAUCAUCAUGGCAAAACCAGGUGGUGGGCCCAAGCCUCCAAGUGGGAAGAAAGACUGGGAUGAUGACCAAAAUGAUUGAGUGGCUUGAUAUUACUGUAGGUGAAGGCUAUGUUUAUAGCAAUAGUCUAGGAAUUACCUGUUUCCAUAUUCUUAAAUUAAGAAUUGUUUUAUGUUUGUUUCCACAGUUGGAUGAUACAGUAAACAUAUUGUUAAUAUUAAAGCCUCAUUGAUGACCACUGUUAA
This is a messenger RNA of Manis javanica (Malayan pangolin), 1931 nucleotides long. RefSeq names its product chaperonin containing TCP1 subunit 8 (gene CCT8). Lineage: Eukaryota; Metazoa; Chordata; Mammalia; Pholidota; Manidae. The record is from RefSeq and is a predicted model, not a curated record. Gene Ontology annotation, biological process: protein folding. Gene Ontology annotation, molecular function: ATP binding; ATP hydrolysis activity; ATP-dependent protein folding chaperone.